CGUCAAAACGGCCGCGGGUGUGCAUCGUGUUUGUGGGAUAUAAAUGAAAUCAUAUUCAAUAAGCGUACAUUAACCCUUUUCUCCAAUAGUUCAACAGCAAUGAAUUUGUCAUUUGGCGGGGGUGGAUUCCAAGGGGUGUAUUACAGUGGUGUUGUGUCGUGUCUCCGAAAAUGUGCUCCCCAUUUAACUUAUCGGAAAAUUUAUGGAACAUCUGCUGGUGCAUUGGCUGCCGUUGCACUCCUAAUCGAUGAAUUUAACGAUAACUUUAUGGCUGAAAUUUUGCGAAUAUCAGCAAAUGCGGAAAGGAGUCUAUUUGGUUCAUUUAAGCACAUUUUCAAUUACAGCGAGCAUAUAGCGAAAAUAUUGGACAAGUAUUUGCCAACGGAUGCACAUUUGCUGGUUAAUGGGAAAAUAUUAAUAUCGCUGACUACCUUUGCGGAUGCAGAAAAUGUCAUUGUAUCACAUUUCGAGAGUCGUUCUCAGCUAAUUCAGGCUCUAGUUUGCUCCUGUUUUAUACCAUUCUUCUCUGGUAUUAUGCCACCAUAUUUCAACGGAGUACGAUACAUGGAUGGCGAAAUGUCCAAUAAUCGACCGUACACCGAGAACCCAACAGAAAUUGUCACAGUUAGUGCAUUUUCAGGAGAAUGUGAUAUAUGUCCGUGCGAUACGAGUCAACAAAUCCUCCACAUGAAUUGGGGAAAUAACAUUUUAUCGCUGUCUAAGGAAAACAUUAAGAGACUAUCUGGUAUACUAAUCCCUCCAUCAUCCGAGACACUCGUAAAAAUUUGUGAACAAGGAUUUUACGACACCCUGAAAUAUUUAUAUAGGAAUAAUUAUAGUAUGAGCCCACGAUGUCUCUCAAUAGCAUCAAUAUAUGGUGUGGAAUCAAAAGAAGUCCUCCAGGCGACAAUGGAUGUUUACAAUUGUCCCUUCAGAGCAGGCGCCAUAGAAGAAGUGAGAAAAAUCAUGAAUGCUGACGAACUUGUGCCUUUGAUUGAGAAUACUAAAGCACACAUUGUCAAUUUGGUGGAUGGGGAAAUGGAGUAUUUGGAUUUGAAGUUGGAUAUUACUUCACAUCCACCAGACAAUGAGAAAUGUGAAGAAGAUCCCAAAACAGCCUCCAAUAUUAGUCUUGAGAAAUAUUCACUGAAACAUUGUUUGAAACUCCUCCCAACUGCUUUUACAGCAACACGAAAAGCCCUCAGUGGUACUUUAUUGAAACGCUUGCAUUCCCUGCUGUUCACCACGACUACAGAAAGGUGCACAGCACUUCAAAGGAGAACUUGUGAAGAGGAACACUGCAGCAAGAGACGAAAUUCGGAUGAAAAAGUCCUAUCGUUGUUGCAAAAAGGGAGUGAAAUUGAACCUCUUCUCUCCAUCUAUUAUAUCAAUAAAGCAAAUCAAAUAGUACAAACGGCAAUUUUCGAUUUAGAUGAUUUGGAUACAAAUAUUGUACCACAAACACCCUCAGAAAUCGAAAUCAAUCAUCAGCUUGAAUUUGAUUUGGACUAUGAUUCUGAAAUUUCAGGUGAAAUUUUCAGCGAUGAUGAGGAUUCAGGUCCAAUUCAAUGGAGAAAUUCAGAUUGUCAUCAAUCCAUUGAGGAAAUUUUUAUUAAUACUUGGGACGAUGGGGAGUCAAAUGGUGAAUAUUCCAUUUCAACGGAAGCUUCCGAAGCUCUUUCAACUUCUCUAUAUUCCACCCUAUCGCUAUCCUAUUCGGCACAAUUCGACCAAAUAUGCUAAUAUCAUUUGAGUUUGAGAACGUUUAGGGAAUUUAAGAGAAUUUAUGUAUAUACAUAAUAAAAAGACUAACCUCUUUCGCAA
Molecule: messenger RNA, 1824 nt
Organism: Phlebotomus papatasi
Lineage: Eukaryota; Metazoa; Arthropoda; Insecta; Diptera; Psychodidae
Exons: 4
Coding region: 100-1743 (547 amino acids)
Biological process (GO): triglyceride catabolic process; lipid homeostasis
Cellular component (GO): cytoplasm; lipid droplet; membrane
Molecular function (GO): triacylglycerol lipase activity
Source: RefSeq, a predicted model, not a curated record